CCCGCCGCCGCCGCCACUGCCGCCGCCGGGGAGGACGAAGACGAUAGGUUUCCUCCGCGGCCUCCUCCCGAGACCCCCGUCGGGAUGGUGAUCAAAGGUGGUGCUGGAAUUUUGAUGGCGAGUGGCUACACGAGCUCUUGAAUUGGGAUUUUAUAGUUUAUAGGCUUGUUACACUUGAGUCAAUAGAUAUGAUUGGAUGGAUUUGUUUAGUUUUGGGAAUUCAAGCGAGCUGGACUGGAAGCUAAUUGAUCUGCUGGAAUUAAGUGGAAUUGAAUCCAUUGAGAUUUAGUUUCAUGUUUGAUUGAGGUUGGAUUUGAUUAGUCUUGAAUAAUUGGAGAUCAUUCAGUGUUGUAAUUAGGGAUUUGCAUAAAGUCGUGGAAGGCAUCUUGAAGAUGGCGGAUCUUUUAGAUCACUCUCCAAAGUCAAUUCACAGCAAAUAUAAAAGGAGCAGGAAAAAUCAAAGUUGAGACUGGUUACUUAGAGGUUGAAAGGCAUGAAGAGGAAGCUACCUUUAAUGUACUUUCAACUGGCCCAGAAGCAAUGUUUCAAGGGGAGCCAAAACCUUUAGAACAUCAAAGUUUUGUGCCAGACACUCAUGGACCAUUAGAAGGCGUUGCUGCAAAUGAAGUGCGGUCACCUAACAAUUGCCGAUAUGAAUGUUCUUUAGGCUUGUUGACCAAAAGGUUUAUUACUCUGCUUCACCAAUCAGAGGAUGGAUUUCUUGACUUGAAUAGAGUAGCGGAUGUUUUGAAGGUCCAGAAGAGGAGGAUUUAUGAUAUAACAAAUGUUCUUGAAGGAGUAGGAUUGAUAGAGAAAUCGUUGAAGAAUACAGUCUCUCGGAAGGGACUUGACAUGCUAAGGCCAAAGGAGUUGUAUGAUCAAAAUACUGUAUUAAAGGCUCAAGUCGCAACUCUCUGUAAUGAAGAGCACAGGCUGGAUGACAUGAUAAGAGACAUGCAAGAGAAUCUUUGUCGCUUGACUGAAGAAGAGAACAGUAGAAAAUGGCUCUAUCUGACUAAGGAAGAUAUUAAAAGUAUUCCAGAGUUUCAGGAUGAUAUUGUUAUUGCAAUAAAUGCUCCUCAUGGAACUUCGAUUGAAGUUCCUGAUCCUUGUGAGGGGGGGAAGGGUGCUGAUUUUCCGCCAAACCAUUAUCGAAUGGUCUUGAGAAGCUCACUUGGGCCCAUCAGAUGCUAUCUAAUCAGUAAUGAUGAAGAGAAAAAUGAUGCCUCGAAUCGUAGCCAUGAGAAUGCUACAUCAAGCAGGACAUUCGGAGAGGGCCGACAAGACCCAGCCAUGCACCAGAGUUCUUCGGAUUCAGCUGCCUCACAAGAGUGUUCCAAUGGGAUUGUCCAAAUUGUCCCUUCAAAUGCUGAUACUGGUUCUGAUUACUGGCUCCAAUCAGACAUCAGUUACAGGGAGACGGAUAUUUGGGAAACUUAAAUUUUGGCAUUAAAGGAUCGGAAUCAUCUACUAUCAACAGUGUCAUAGAUAGCAACCUACACCAAAAAUAGAUAGGAUUAACAGUGGGAGCCUUUUAGUGUUUACUUGUAGCUGCCGUCCUCGUGCAGAUGACAAAGGGGUGUACAGAGCACAGAAGGUGGCUGCAGAGUUAAAAAGGAAGAAGGCAUCGGGGCUGGGGUUUAUUCAUCAAUCCUUAACCCCCUAAAAUAGUUUCUAAAUUCAUUGUCUCUUUUAUUAGUUCUAUAGUUUUCAAUUAUUGGGUUGUGAAUUCUUUUAACAUUUGUUUUUCUUGUGUAAAUGCUUCCAUUUUAUCAAUAGUUUCUUUAUAGAUUCUAGUAUUCAGAGUUGCAUUGGAUAUUGUUCUUU
Molecule: messenger RNA, 1827 nt
Organism: Ananas comosus (pineapple)
Lineage: Eukaryota; Viridiplantae; Streptophyta; Magnoliopsida; Poales; Bromeliaceae
Product: transcription factor E2FB-like
Exons: 15
Coding region: 541-1440 (299 amino acids)
Biological process (GO): regulation of transcription by RNA polymerase II
Cellular component (GO): RNA polymerase II transcription regulator complex
Molecular function (GO): DNA-binding transcription factor activity, RNA polymerase II-specific; protein dimerization activity; RNA polymerase II cis-regulatory region sequence-specific DNA binding
Source: RefSeq, a predicted model, not a curated record